This is a messenger RNA of Maniola jurtina (meadow brown), 682 nucleotides long. RefSeq lists its product as uncharacterized. The transcript has 3 exons. The record is from RefSeq and is a predicted model, not a curated record. Lineage: Eukaryota; Metazoa; Arthropoda; Insecta; Lepidoptera; Nymphalidae. Bases 155 to 682 code for a protein of 175 amino acids.
UUGGGCCGCGAACUAUUUUACGGUCUUAUUAUUAGAUCUCGUCCUUUCUGUAUAUAAGAUAAGGCAAUUCGGUCAUCUCACGAGAUAGUUGUGAAAGCCUCUCCGUGCUGGUGUUAUUUGGUGGUGAGGUUGUCGGUGGAAUUCGCUCAGCAACAUGAAGGUUUUGAUCAUCCUCGCCCUCGCGGCUGUGUCGGCCGGGGUGCCCGCCAACCGCGACAAGCGCAGCUUCGGCCUGCAGCAGUUCGGCGGCAACAACCCCGGGUACCAGGCCCUGCAGACCAACAGCGAGCACUCCACCUCGUACCAGACCAACAGCCGCCAGUCCUCGUCGCUGCAGGCCUACCAGCCCUACCAGCAGUACCAGCAGUACCAGCAGUACCAGCCCGCAGUGCAGCCCAUCUACGUUCAGCAGCCACACGUACAGACACAACAAGUGUACAGGCCGCAAGUAUACGCGUACCCCGUCAGGCAGCAAGCCGUGUACACCCCGCAGGUGCAAAGCUACUACCCAGCGCAGAACUACGCCACCGCCCGCACCUACACCCCCGUGCGCACCUACGCGCCCGUGCAGACGUACGCGCAGACCUACACCCCCGUGCAGACCUACGCGACUCCCGUCCACUACAACCACGGACAGAGCUACGGCAACGCGUACGGCGGAGGCGUCGACCCCUGGUGCUGA